UUUUUAAUUUAUAGGAUGUUGAAAAACAUUCAGUUUUGGCAGAAGUUUUGUUUCAGGGAGUGUAUUCUUUGGUGGAACCAUAUCAUAUAUCUGUCACUCAGGAAGAUAUUGAUAAAUAAAAGUUGAUUUCUUUUGUUAAGAAAUGCUUGAUGUCUGUUAAUGGAUAACAAUUCUAAUUCAAGACACCAGUUUUAAUCACUUUCAAAUACUUUCUGGAAUUUUUCAUGUUGAUAUUCAAUCCAUCAAUUAUUGUCGUAUGUUUACAGAAUUGGCUGAAUCACUUAUGGAAGAAAUAAUAUCUUCUCCAAACAAAUGGUUAGGAAAUCUACAAACAUUAGAUCUUCUUUUAACUUGUGUUGGGCAUCAUGACUAUGAGGUAGCAGAAAUUACGUUUAAUUUUUGGUAUCGCCUGUCUGAAGUUCUGUAUAAAAGAAAUAUCGAAAGUGUGAAAGAAAAAUUCCAACCAUAUAUACAGAGGUUAAUUGUUUCCCUUUGUCAUCAUUGUCAGUUAGAUCCUGAUCAUGAUGACAUACCUGAAGAUGGUGACGAUUUUAGUGAAUUUAGAACACGUGUUUCAGAUUUAAUUAAGGAUGUAGUAUAUAUUGUUGGUUCCUCAAAUUGUUUUCAGCAGAUGUUUGAAAAUUUAAGAAACCAAGGCAGUUUAGCUACAUGGGAAAUGUCUGAAGCAUCUUUAUUUGUCAUGGCUGCUGUAGCCAAAAAUGUCAUUCCAGAAGAAAAUACUGUUGUACCUCAGGUUGUUGAAGCCAUUUUAAAUUUACCAGCAGCAACGCAUAUAGCAGUGAGAUAUACGAGCACACAACUUUUAGGAGAGUUAUGUGAAUGGAUAGAGAAACAUCCUCAAUAUUUAGAUCCUGUGUUAAAUUUUUUGUUGUCAUGUCUACAACAAAAGCAGCUAGCAACAAUUGGUGCUUCAGCACUUCAGAAUAUCUGCAGUGCUUGCAGAAACCAAAUGGCCUCACAUUUUGGGGGAUUACUCCAGAUUAUACGAGCUUUAGAUACCUUUUCCAUAUCAAAUGAAGCUGCAGUUGGCUUGUUAAAAGGAACUGCAUUAAUUCUCGCACAAAUGCCAUCUGAAAGGAUAACAGCUGGGUUGAAAGAACUCUGUUCAACUCAAGUCAAUCCUUUAUCAAAGUUGUUAAGAGAAGGGGAAGCACCAAAAGAAGGGACAAAAAGUGAUCCAGCUAUUUGGCUUGAUAGACUAGCUGCUAUUUUCAGGCAUACUAAUCCAACAGUGUCAAAUGGCCAAAUACAUCCAUGUCAACCAGUCAUAGAAGAACUUUGGCCUGUAUUAUCCGAGACUUGUAACAAAUACCAAGCUGACGUUCGAAUUAUUGAACGGUGUUGUCGGUGUAUACGUUUUGCCAUCAGAUGUGUUGGAAAACAAUCUGCUCCUCUUUUAGAACCUUUAGUGAAUCAAAUGGUGCAUCUAUAUCAACUACAUCAACACUCCUGUUUCUUAUACUUGGGAAGUAUAUUAGUUGAUGAAUAUGGUUCAGAACCUGGUUGUAUACAAGGACUUUUAGAUAUGUUACAGGCAUUUUGUGUGCCAACUUUCCGACUUUUAGAAUGUUCUAAUGGACUGAGAAAUCAUCCAGAUACAGUAGAUGAUCUGUUUAGACUAUGUACAAGAUUUUUACAGAAGGCACCUGUGAUAUUAUUACAAUCGUCGGUAUUAAAAGCAAUUUUGCGUUGUGCAUUAGCAUCUUGUGUACUAGAUCACAAAGACGCUAAUGCUUCUGUGAUGAAAUUUUUUUAUGAUCUUAUUAAAGGAUCACGGUUAAGAGAAGAUUUUCCUGACUUUCACCAGCGUCACUCUUUAAUUCGAGGAAUUUUAGUUGAACAUGGCCAGUCUUUGGUUAGUACUCUUAUUCAGGCUUGUGUUUUUCAUUUGCCAUCAUAUAUGUUUCCUGACGUUGCAGACGUUAUUUUUGAACUGUUGCAUUUUGAUAAACAGUUAUUAAGCACAUGGUUAGAAGAAGGAUUGAAGUUUUUACCAGUCCAAAGCAGUAGUGGAACAGUUACAGCUACACCACAGCAAAUGAUGGAGUUCCAUGCAAACAUCAUGAGUGCUGAACAUGUGAAGAAUGUGUCUGCUUCUCUUCGAGAUUUUUCAAGACUGUACAGAUAGGAAAAAAUUACAUAUUAGUGCAAUACAGACUGUCAUUAAUUAUAUUUUGAAGAUUAUGAUGUUGUCUGUAGCUUUUUUUCAGUGUCACAGAAGACUGUAAUUCUUAUAGAAAGAAAAAUAUUUGACAAAAUGUGUACAUGUGGCUUAAACUCUCAUUGUCAAAAAAAAAAACCACAUGUAUUUUAUUUGUUAUAAAGUGCACCUGCUGGAGUUUUAUUUUGGUUCAAUUUAAAUGUGUACAUACAUAAAUUUAACUUUUUUUUUUUUUUUUCUUUCAUUCUACUAUUGUUUAAAUGCAUUCUUAUAUAGUUUGAUUAUUAAUUUGAAAACUUUUCUUCAUCUGUUCAUAAGAAUGGUGCAGAGUUUAUCAUCCUCAGGCAAACAAAACUAUGCUCAAAUUUCAUUUCUUUAUAUACACUCCAGCAAAAA
Messenger RNA from Centruroides sculpturatus (bark scorpion), 2578 nucleotides. It is a transcript of the gene Tnpo-SR, whose product is annotated as transportin-3-like. The record is from RefSeq and is a predicted model, not a curated record. The transcript is spliced from 18 exons. Gene Ontology annotation, biological process: protein import into nucleus. The coding region runs from base 257 to 2149 and encodes 630 amino acids. Lineage: Eukaryota; Metazoa; Arthropoda; Arachnida; Scorpiones; Buthidae. Gene Ontology annotation, cellular component: nuclear membrane; cytoplasm.